Molecule: messenger RNA, 2270 nt
Organism: Magallana angulata
Lineage: Eukaryota; Metazoa; Mollusca; Bivalvia; Ostreida; Ostreidae
Product: histone lysine acetyltransferase CREBBP-like
Exons: 8
Coding region: 126-1073 (315 amino acids)
Biological process (GO): positive regulation of transcription by RNA polymerase II
Cellular component (GO): transcription regulator complex; histone acetyltransferase complex
Molecular function (GO): transcription coactivator activity; histone acetyltransferase activity; chromatin DNA binding
Source: RefSeq, a predicted model, not a curated record
GCUGCAAAUAUUUUUUAGCUUCGAGUUUACGAAAGUGAAAGGGGAAGUGAUUGACUGUUGACUUUGAAUGUCAUAAUUUGUUUUGGUCUGUACUACGGAUAAAAAACGACUACUAGUAUUCCUUCAUGGCCAACCAACCUGAAAGCACUGAUGAAGAUUUUAACGAUUCAUUCAACAUGCCUGCCAUUUUUGAUACUCUACAUGAUGAACUCGUGGGGCCAAGUGACCAAACUGUGAUGAUGGCCAACUCUGGCUACUCUGUAGAAUAUCCAUCCAGGAUGCCGAUGUCUCCAAUGGCGAAUACAGACGUACAACCCCAGAUAGACACUUGCGGAAUAGUGACAGUUCCAGCCCAAAACAUGGGUGGGAUGCCAGGUACCAGUGCCAAUCUUACCCCAGGAGCCACCGGAGCUCAACAACCCCGAUAUUAUGUUGCAGAAACACGUAAACUUAUCCAACAACAACUAGUGCUGUUGCUGCACGCCCACAAAUGUCAGAGGCGUCAGCAGACCGAUGGAGAGGCGUGUUCUCUACCUCACUGCAGAACAAUGAAAAACGUGCUAAAUCACAUGACGACUUGCAAUGCUGGGAAGUCCUGCCAAGUCGCUCAUUGUGCAUCAUCUGGACAGAUAAUAACACAUUGGAAGAACUGCACUAGAAAUGACUGUCUUGUGUGUAUGCCAUUAAAGCAUGCUCAAAACACAGACAGGACUGGACAGAAUCCAGGCAAUUCAAGUGGGUUCACAAAUCCACCUGGUAUGGAUCAGCAGAUAGCAUCUAGCACAAACAGUGGUUUUAAGGAAUGGCAUCAAAGUGUGACGCAGGAACUAAGAACUCACCUUGUACAUAAAUUUAUUCAAGCAAUAUUUCCUAAUCCCGACCCUGCUGCGCAUGCCUAUGCUACGAAUGUGGAAGGACAAAUAUAUGAUACAGUGAACAGCCAGGAGGAGUACUUUUAUACAAUGGCUGUAAAUAUUUAUAACAUUCGUAUUCAACAUGGUACAGGAACAAACCAGGGGCAUAACCGAGACCAAGAGAUUAGCAACUUAGUAGAGAACCUGCUUAAAAGAUGAACUAAACGCUUGUGAUAUUCAGGGACUUAUCUAUCUAUUGGGAACGGCAUCUGCAAUUGCAGUCCGAAUUGAAGAUUCGAGCAUGCGUCUAUUAGAAAUAUUCAUUCAAGAGAAUUGAUAUGGUGUAACGUAACUACUCUCUGAAAGAAUACAAUUUUACAAACAGCACUGACAUGCAUUUGUACUUGCUUUUGAAGUUUUAAAUAAAAUUAAAAAAGUUUAGAGAUGUAUCAGUCGCACAACCGACUUUCGUAUGUAGCAAAAUCAAUCAUAUAAGCAAAUAUUAAACAGCAGUUCUUAACGUUUAUUGUCUCCCGACAAACUUAACACAUAUGUUGUGAAAUUAUCAGAAUAUGAAUUUGGAAGUUAAGGUCUCAAAAUUUGAAGGAGAAAAAUCAGCUUUUUAGCCACAGCCUUUUGUUUCUGCGAUAAAUUUACCCCAUAUAAUAUGUAUACUACAUGGUAAUCUCUACCUCAGAAUACAUUGUUUUGGUUAUAGCACAUCUAAGCCAAAGGCUCGUGUAAGCUUUUAACCUUUUUUUCCUGGCGUAUGUUGUCAUCGUUCUUGUUUUUGUCACCGUUGUUGGGGUCAAUUUUCUUAAAAAUGAAAGUCCGGUACCCUUUUUUGAGGAUGUAUCUAUGAAAGAGAACUUUAACCAAAUAUGAGUCAAAUACAUCAAAUAGGGAGCAAUAUAUGAAAUUGUAUACACCAGAAUAAUAGAAAUACCAACCGAUUUGAAUUAAGGGCUACUUUUCAAACUGCAUGAAAAGGAGACCUAAGCUCUUGUUAAAAAAUUAAUGAAAACGUAUUCGUUUUAGGAUUUUUUCAUCGCUGUAAUCCUUUUUGGAGUGCUUUUUUUUGUCUUAAAGAACCACUAGUGUUUGUAUUUCUUUUCAUCGAUACAGACUUCUGAUCCUUUCAUAUCAUAUCAGAUACUUUAUCAUAAAUGUAACUCAUAUGCCUUGAUAAUUUAGUUAAAUUUUUAAAUUGGAAUAAGUGAGUUCUAUCAAAAUUGAAUAAAAAAAGAAAUUUUAGUGAAAAUUCAUUUAAGGGUGCCGACUAUACUGUUCAUUGCGCAUGUUUUUGUGUUUUCAUGUAAGAUACAGCGUAUUAAACCUUUCAGCAAUUGUUUUGAUAUAAAAUUGAUUUAAGGUGGUCGAUUUUAGCUUUCAUUGUACACCUUUAUAGACAAGAUA